AUGCAGCCUCAGUAUCGUGCUUAUGCGCAGCAGGUUCCGCAACGCUCGCCUCAUGCGACAAAUCAGCGACGUGGUGGAAUUGGGCCCAUGAUGUCCUCAGGGCCUCACCCUUCGGUUCCCCUCACCCAGGCACAGAUUGCUCAGCAACAACAGGUUCAGGCUCACGCCAGUGAGCUAGCUAAGCGACGUAGUCGAAAGCCUACAGAUAAAAACAUUCCCGAUGGAGUUGAGGACAGCAUUGUUGAUCCAGACGGUGUUCAGCGGUACAAAGAACUGCGAGAUGUCGAACGUCGAAUUGAUGCUACUAUCACACGAAAGCGUCUGGACAUUGUCGACUAUACCAGCCGUGGAUCCAAGAGAUACAAAACAUUGCGAGUUUGGAUCAACAACACGGUCGAGGAUCAAAUCUGGCAGAGCAAUGGACUGAACUCUGAUUCGUUUGACUUUACCCCUAGCAUGGAGGCGUCAUACCGAGUCAAGAUUGAAGGUCGUCUACUCGACGAUCAAGACGAGGAGACCGAGCAGCCCAAGAAACAGGAGUCAACCACAGAAGAAGGAAAGGGGACAGACGACUCAGCACUGAAGUCCAAAGCACAAGAGAAACCCCGAUUCUCGCACUUCUUCAAGUCUUUGACAGUCGAUUUCGACCGAUCUCGGUUCCGAACAGGCGCCGAACAGACAGUGGAAUGGAAGAAGCCAGAUGCUCCGGCCCGAAACCAACCAGCUGCCAACCUUCCAGCAGCCGCUGAUUUCGAUGAACUCACCUUCAAGAGAAAUGGAGACGAAAACCAAAACAUCACUAUCAACUUGUUCCGUCAGGAGACACCCGAGAGAUACCAACUGACCCCUGAGCUUGCCGAAGUGGUUGAUAUGAAAGAUGCUACCCAUCAAGAGGCUGUCAUGGCUCUCUGGGAGUACAUCAAGUUACUUGGACUACAGGAAGAUGAGGAGAAGCGCAAUUUCCGGUGCAAUGAGCCUCUCAAGAAGGUUAUAAGGCAGGGCGACAUCGGACACAUCCCUUUGCUCAACGAGUAUGUCCAGCAACACCUGCGACCUCUGGAGCCAAUUCGCUUGCCAUACACCAUCCGAGUUGACCAGGAGUUUCACAAGGAUCCCCAGCCCACGAUCUAUGACGUCCAAGUUCCUGUGGACGAUCCUCUACGUGAUACUCUCUUGCCUAUGCUCAACAACCCUCAGUACAUUGCAAUGCUCAAGGACGUGACGGGGCUUGACGACCAGCUCGCCAAGGUGGUUCAAGCGAUCGCCGUGUCGAAGGCCAAGCAUUCGUUCUUCCAGUCUCUUGGCAAGGAUCCUACCAACUUUAUCAAGAACUGGCUAAGUUCUCAGAAAAGAGACCUCGAGGUCAUUAUGGGAGAAGCGCCCAGAGGAGGUGGAGAGCAUGCAUCGGGUGACGAGUGGCGCCGUGGUGGAAAAGAUAGCGUCUGGGCUACUCAAAAUGCGCGAGAGAGUGUUAACGUCUUGCUCUCAAAGCAGCAACGAUAA
Fusarium mangiferae is the source of this 1503-nucleotide messenger RNA. RefSeq lists its product as uncharacterized. The transcript is spliced from 4 exons. Gene Ontology annotation, biological process: regulation of transcription by RNA polymerase II. Gene Ontology annotation, cellular component: SWI/SNF complex; nucleus. Lineage: Eukaryota; Fungi; Ascomycota; Sordariomycetes; Hypocreales; Nectriaceae. The record is from RefSeq and is a predicted model, not a curated record. The coding region runs from base 1 to 1503 and encodes 500 amino acids.